AUGGCUUCCCAAUCGCUGCAAUUCUUACCGGCGGACCUGAUGGAGUCCCAAAUAUCCGUCGUUGAUCUCCUAGUGGCCAUGUUUCCAUCUCCAGGAGAACUCGAUAUUUCGGACUCCACCGCAGAAGAUGUCGAAAGGGUUCGGGCGUGGUGUGUAGACCCAACCCCAAUGGCGAAGAUUCCCGCCAAUCUAUUUUUGACGGUUUCACUCCCGGUUGCCGAGACAGGGAAAACAAUUCAAGUCAAUAUUGCAGUCCCUCUACAAUGUUCCGAUCCAGCAAAUAUGGAUCAACCACCGCCAUUAGGCUAUUCACUUCGGCAGCCAGAUUGGAUGUCCAAGGCAGAGAUUCGUCAGAUAGCAACGUCCAUCCCUCAAGGGGAUGUCAUGGAGGCAUUCGAAUAUAUUCAAGCAGAAGCUACUUGUUUCCUCGAAAACAAAGAGUGCCACGACGCGGACUCGGAAAAGACACGCUCGGGGCUGGGACCUCGAGAACCCAUGGUGCGAGUGUGGUUCUACUUCCCAUCUCUCUCCACGCGCAGAAAGAGAGACGAUAUGGUCAAUCUGGCGCCGGGAUACGGCCUCACCGGAUUUGUUUUAGCCGGUAAGCCCGGAGUCUUGUGUCUCGAGGGUGCCUCCCCCGACAUUGAUGCCUACAUGAGUUUCAUCAAAACCCAUUCGUGGGGGGAUAUCCCCAGUCAUCAAAAAAAGGUUAGUGAACGGUUUCGGGAGACCAACGGGGUGCACCGCGUCUUCCUGGGGAUGGAAGAGAUCACAGACUCGCUCGGGGAGCGUGGGGGACAGCGAGCCAACCGGGGCGAUAUGCAGGCUCUGGAGGCAUGGCUGGAAGCGAAAGGACUACAAGAGGCCUUUGAGAAGGUCAUAUUUUAG
Penicillium argentinense is the source of this 888-nucleotide messenger RNA. RefSeq names its product DUF1115 domain protein. Bases 1 to 888 code for a protein of 295 amino acids. The transcript has a single exon. NCBI's taxonomy places the organism in Eukaryota, Fungi, Ascomycota, Eurotiomycetes, Eurotiales, Aspergillaceae. The record is from RefSeq and is a predicted model, not a curated record.